Molecule: messenger RNA, 1392 nt
Organism: Parnassius apollo (apollo)
Lineage: Eukaryota; Metazoa; Arthropoda; Insecta; Lepidoptera; Papilionidae
Source: the annotation of a GenBank genome assembly
AUGAGAUAUUUAUGUGUAUUUUUAAGCGUUUGGUGUUUACAUUUUAUUUACAUAUUUGCCUACCACAUCAAAGUAUAUCAGGCAAAAUCAAUUAGUCCACGCGUAUGCAUAAUUGGUGCUGGAAUUGCAGGACUAACUUCUGCUAGAUAUUUGAAGGAAGAAGGAAUAAAUUUCACCGUUUUAGAAGCCACUAAAUAUAUAGGCGGUACGUGGAGAUAUGAACCAAGGGUUGGCUUUGAUGAAAAUGGUUUACCUAUACAUACAAGCAUGUACAAGCAUUUAAGAACUAAUUUACCGAAACAAACAAUGGAACUUCGAGGAUUUCCUAUGCCAGAAGAUAUGCCGUCAUUUCCUAGCUGGCAAAUAUAUUACAACUAUAUUAAAUCUUAUGCAAAUCAUUUUGACAUAGAGAAGCAUAUUAAGUUUUUACACAAUGUGAUAUUAGUGCGAAGAGAAGGAAACGUAUGGAAAGUGAGACACAGGCAUGUAGUAACGGGAGAGGAAUACGAGGAAGAAUAUGAUUUUGUUAUAGUCGGAAGUGGUCAUCAUAGUAAACCUAAUAUGCCGGAAAUUCCAGGAGAACAACAAUUCAAAGGAACUAUAAUUCACAGCCAUGACUAUAGGGAACCAGAAGUCUUCAAAAACCGACGCGUCCUGAUCGUCGGUGCGGGCCCUUCGGGCAUGGAUAUCGCCAUCGAUGUAGCUUUUUAUUGUAAAACGCUUUUUCACAGCCACCAUUCUAAGGUGAACUUUCGAACAAAGUUCCCGAAUCAUUACAUAAGGAAACCCGACGUGAAAGAAUUUAAUGGAACUGGUGUAUUUUUCGUCGAUGGUACAUAUGAAGAAAUUGAUGACGUCAUAUAUUGCACUGGUUACGAAUACUAUUACCCGUUUUUAGACGACACUUGUGGUUUAACACUCGGCAAGCACUAUGUAGUUCCGCUGUACAAAUACAUGGUGAAUAUAAACCAACCAAGUAUGGUACUACUAGGGCUUGUAAUUCGAGCCUGCCUCGUAGUCGCCAUAGAUGCCCAGGCCCGUUACGCGACAGCCCUUAUAAAGGGCAAUUUCACGCUGCCUUCAAAAGAGGACAUGUUGGAGGAAUGGCAGAAACAAGCUGACAUUAUUCUCUCCAAGGGGCGGCCGUUGUCUGAUAUACACUUUUUAGCUGAGAAAGAGGAUCAGUAUUAUGCCGAGAUUACGGCAGAGUCAGGCAUCGAUAGGGUUCCCCCGGUUAUGUUCAAAAUCCGCAUCGUCGACACAGAGGCCAAGCUUGAGAACCUCUACACAUACAGAAACUACGUCUACAAGGUUAUUGAUAAUGAAACAUUUACAAGGAGUUUUGAAAACGAAACAGCUGAUAGUAAUUAUAAUUUCCCCUCUCUACCUUGA